Molecule: messenger RNA, 3403 nt
Organism: Lemur catta (Ring-tailed lemur)
Lineage: Eukaryota; Metazoa; Chordata; Mammalia; Primates; Lemuridae
Gene: SENP5
Product: SUMO specific peptidase 5
Exons: 10
Coding region: 183-2450 (755 amino acids)
Biological process (GO): protein desumoylation
Cellular component (GO): nucleus
Molecular function (GO): deSUMOylase activity
Source: RefSeq, a predicted model, not a curated record
AGGAAGCUCGGCGGCCGUGGCCGCUGCGGGCAGGCCGGACACCUCCUUGCUGGCGGGGCUUCCCCUAGAGCUGGCGAAGGCGGGGCCCCAGUCCCGGCUGCCGCAUCGUCUGGGCCGCCGGUGGGGCAGGUGCCAGGAGCCAGGGACGUAGCUACAUCCAGAUCUCAUUAUGCAUCAGAAAAAUGAAAAAACAGAGGAAAAUUCUAUGGAGGAAAGGAAUCCACUUAGCUUUUUCUGAGAAAUGGAAUACUGGAUUUGGAGGCUUUAAGAAAUUUUAUUUUCACCAACACUUGUGCAUUCUGAAAGCUAAGUUGGGAAGGCCAGUUACUUGGAAUAGACAACUGAGACAUUUCCAUUGUAGAAAGAAGGCCCUUCAGAUCCAGAAAACAUGGAUCCAGAAUGAACCUCUUUGUGCUAAGACCAAGUCUGAUGUGGCUAUUCAGAAUGUUUGUACUUUGUCUUCUAAAGUGAAGAGAAAGGACACUAAAAACUUCAUUUCCUCCUCAAGGACUCUCCUGAAACUCCAAGCAGAGAGGUUUCUGACAUCAGCAAAGAAUUCUGACCAUGAAUACUGUAGAGAGAAAAGUCUCUUGGAGGCAGUUGCCGACUUUCCAGCAAAUAGUGUUUUAGGACAGGCCAAUGGUCACAGACCUAGGACAGAGCCGCAAACUUCUGACUUUCCCAUGAAGUUCAAUGGGGAGAACCAAAGUCCAGGUGAGAGCGGCACGAUUGUGGUUACCUUGAGCAAUCAUAAGAGAAAGCGCUUUUGUUAUGGCUGCUACCAGGGGCUGGAGCACCACAGGAAUGGGGGACCUCUGAUUCCAAAAAAGUUCCAACUUAACCAACAUAGAAGAAUAAAAGUAUCUCCUCUUAUGAUGUAUGAGAAAUUAUCCAUGAUUAGAUUUCGGUACAGGAUUCUCAGAUCCCAGCACUUCAGAACAAAGAGCAAAGUUUGUAAGCUAAGAAAAGCCCAGCGAAGCUGGGUGCAAAAGGUCACUGGGGACCAUCAGGAGACACUUAGGGAAAACGGUGAGGGUGGCAGUUGCAGCCCAUUUCCUUCCCCAGAACCUAAAGACCCUUCUUGUCGGCAUCAUCCGUACUUUCCAGAUAUGGACAACAAUGCUGUGGUGAAGGGAAAGAACUCUCAUAAGCCUGAUAGCCACACUAAAGGAAGCCCUUUCUUGGACAAGGAGCUUAGUUUAGAUGAAGCAUUCCCUGACCAACAGAAUGGCAGUGCCACGUACACCUGGGACCAGUCACCCUGUUCUUCUCCUAAGUGGGAGUGUACAGAGCUGAUUCAUGACAUCCCCUUAUCAGAACAUCAUUCUAGUAACAUGUUCAUCUCGGAAACUGAGAGAGAAAUUAUGACUCUGGGUCAGGAAAAUCGGACAAGUACUGUCAGUGAUGACAGAGUAAAACUGUCAGAGUCUGGAGCAGAUAAAUCUGUGAGUAGUAUAGAUGGGCCUGUGUCUGAAGAGACUGUUCAAUAUGAGAACUCAUACCAGAUGGAGGAGGAUGGAUCUCUCAAGCAGAACAUUCUAAGUUCUAAGUUGCUGGAUCACCCUUACUGUAAAAGUCCACUGGAGGCUCCCCUGGUGUGCAGUGGACUCAAACUAGAAAAUCAAGUGGGAGGUGGAAAGAACAGUCAAAAAGCAUCUCCAGUGGAUGAUGAACAGCUGUCAAUCUGUCUUUCUGGAUUCCUAGAUGAGGUUAUGAAGAAGUAUGGCAGUUUGGUGCCACUCAGUGAAAAAGAUGUUCUUGGAAGAUUAAAAGAUGUCUUUAAUGAAGACUUUUCUAAUAGAAAACCAUUUAUCAAUAGGGAAAUAACAAACUAUCGGGCCAGACAUCAAAAAUGCAACUUCCGCAUCUUCUACAAUAAGCACAUGCUGGAUAUGGAUGACCUGGCGACCCUGGAUGGUCAGAAUUGGCUGAAUGACCAGGUCAUUAAUAUGUACGGUGAGCUGAUAAUGGAUGCAGUUCCAGACAAAGUUCACUUCUUCAACAGCUUUUUUCAUAGACAGCUGGUAACCAAAGGAUAUAAUGGAGUAAAAAGAUGGACUAAAAAGGUGGAUUUGUUUAAAAAGAGUCUUCUGUUGAUUCCUAUUCACCUGGAAGUCCACUGGUCUCUCAUUACUGUGACACUCUCUAAUCGAAUUAUUUCAUUUUAUGAUUCCCAAGGCAUUCAUUUUAAGUUUUGUGUAGAGAAUAUAAGAAAGUAUUUGCUGACUGAAGCCAGAGAAAAAAAUAGACCUGAAUUUCUUCAGGGUUGGCAGACUGCUGUUACGAAGUGUAUUCCACAACAGAAAAAUGACAGUGACUGUGGAGUCUUUGUGCUCCAGUACUGCAAGUGCCUCGCCUUAGAGCAGCCUUUCCAGUUUUCGCAAGAAGACAUGCCCCGAGUGCGGAAGAGGAUUUACAAGGAGCUGUGUGAGUGCCGGCUCAUGGACUGAAACUCAGCAGGGACUCUGAGAAGUCUGACCAAGUUGGAGCAGAUGGUUUGUUACUUGAAUCUCCAAACACUUAUUUGAAUUUUUACAGAUAUUUCAGAUCAGUGGUGUUGGGCCACUAUUGUUACCUCAAAUUUAUUUUUUGCCCUUAUUCAUUUCUCCAGCUACCAUGUACUUUUGUUUAAUGUUCGGUUUGGUUUCAUUUUUAAUUUUGUGGAUUCUGUGCGUCCCCCCAUAUUUAAUAUUUAUUAUCCAAACGCAUGCAUAUAGACAGAGCAUGCAGUGAAGAGUAUUAAAAAAAGCUUAGUAGAUUUGGUGCAGCUUUUGAAACUUAGUUAGACAUGAACUGAAUACAGGUUUCAAAUUUAAUCCCAGAACCUAAAAAUGCAAGAUGUUUUUGAUACAGCAUAACUCUGAGAAUAAUAGAUGUUCCCUGGGACAUAAAGGGUAGCUGGGAGUGGCUUUGAUAAAGCCAGUCCUGUUUUACAUUUACCAGCAACACCUUUCACUGACUUCCCUCUCCAAGUGAGUCUUAGAGAGAGACAUGCAUUCCUUUUGAAGGGUGAGAUGGGAAUGGCUGUAAACAGACUGGUGUGUUCUGUUUAUGGAGGCACACUUGUAAGCACAGCACCUGCUUUGGGAAUAGUUGAUGAAGAUAUGAGAAAAAAGACAACCACCUUGGAGGCCAAUUAUCUUAACAAAUGAGAGAUAUCAGUCUUGGUUUUAGGAUCAUAAUACAUGGCCUACAUCUUACAAAGGUUUUCACUGGGACACUGAAUUCCGUGGAUUUUUCUGGUUUUGACCUGUUAAAAAACUUAACAGGCAUCAAACUCUAGUGGUCAACCAAAUGAGAAUUCAGCCUUUCUAAGAGUAAUUUGCAAGUUGUAACUUCCCUUGUGUGGCCUCCCAUGUGGAAGAGAUUAAGAUUUACCAAAUAAAUUUCUCUUUCAAGGGUA